AUGAAGGAGGUGGCUCUUGUGCUCGUGUUGAUUACAGGCUGUCUUGCUUCGGUCAUUGAGUUUGUUUCGCUGCCGAAGUCAUGUAGUUUACCAUCACCUACCUCAGCAUCAGAACUUCGCACUAGUCAGCUAGCUCUUCUCAAUGCAAAUCUCCUGGGUCUUACAGCGGAGCCAAUACCAGGUUUCAAGGUCAAAUCCGAUUUGUUCUCUCGUCCUCGAGCCAUCUCUGUCAUUCGGAUUGAUGGAAUCGAUAGUUUAAAUGAUAGAGAUCGUAAUUCUUACCAUGUUGAAAUCUCAAGUUAUGAAGGGAUAAGUGGAUCCUCUAUUGCCCAAGAUGCGCUUGGGCGGAAGGUAGACAACAAAAUUAAGACAAAGAUCCCAGUACUUUAUAAGGAACUUGAGCAUCUUUACCAAUUACUUUCUGCUGUCACUGCACAGAAAACUAAAUUUGAAAAAUCUAAUACUGCUGAUGCGUAUCAUGUGACUAUCACUGGACUGGCU
This is a messenger RNA of Strongylus vulgaris, 501 nucleotides long. The record is from the annotation of a GenBank genome assembly. NCBI's taxonomy places the organism in Eukaryota, Metazoa, Nematoda, Chromadorea, Rhabditida, Strongylidae.